UAAAAGACCGAAGGUCCAAUAGUUUGUCGUUCUAUCUUCUCAUCUCUUUCUUCGUCGCGUCUUCUUCAUCUUCACAUCUUAGCGCGCCAAUGGCUUUUGCGUUCGUCCCCGCUCUUUCUCUAUCUCUCCAAAGCCCUAGAGAAGGCCUAACUAGGGUUUCUAUACUCCAGAGUCGCACACCUAGACUCCAAAUCUCCUUCAAUGGCUCCAAGCUUCCGUCUUUUUCUUCGUUUCUACUCCCGAGAAGAUGCAUUUUUUCUCUGAAAUUUAAGUCAGUUUCUGGCCGCAAUCUCUCUGAGUUUACUGUUAAAAACAAGAAUUACGAGUUUUAUGAUGGUGUUGCGGAUGUCGAACUGAGGCUAGAUAUUGGCACCAUGGGCGUCCAGGAUUCCAGUGAUAUUUUUGUUGAUGCAAAUGAGACGUCGUUAUUAGUUAGAGUUAAAGCAUCAGGCUCUUUGAUAACUCUUUUGGAUACCAAUCAUCUGUAUGAGAAGAUAAAACCUUCUGAGACCAUAUGGUAUAUAGAUGAGGAUCAACUGGUAAUCAAUUUGAAGAAAUAUGAUACGGAAUUAAAAUGGCCUGAUAUCAUGGAGUCCUGGAUGUCUCUCACUGCAGGAGUGUCCCAGCUUUUGAAAGGCACUUCAGUUUAUCUUGUUGGAGAUUCGACGGAGAUUAACCAGAAAGUUGCUGGAGAACUUGCCUCUGGUAUCGGAUAUACUCCACUUUUCACUAGUGACUUGCUAGAAAGAUAUACUCAGCAAUCCAUUGAAUCAUGGGUGAUUUCCGAAGGAGCUGACUCUGUUGCUGCAGGAGAAGGUGUGGUAUUAGAAAGUCUUAGCAGUCAUGUUCGUGCUGUUGUUGCUACAUUGGGAGGGGAGCAGGGAAUUGCUAGAAGAUCUGAUAAAUGGCAGCAUCUUCAUGCUGGCUUCACUGUAUGGUUAUCCAAAUCAGAAGCUUCAGAUGAGAAUUCUGCGAAGGAAGAGGCUCGAAUGAACAUGCAGGAUAAAAAUCUCGGAUACACAAACGCGGAUGUGGUAGUGAAGCUUGGGGGAUGGGAUGCAGAACAUACACAAGCUGUUGCUCAAGCCUGCCUGAGUGCUCUGAAACAAUUACUGUUAUCAGAUAAACAGCUAACAGGGAAGAAGAGUCUUUACAUCAGAUUAGGAUGCCGAGGAGACUGGCCGAAUAUCAAGCCACCUGGUUGGGAUCCGGCAAGCGGAGUAGAUUCUUCUGUGGAGUACUAAAGAGAAGCCUCCCUCUAUCAACAUUUUGUUCCCUAUAUUUAGGCUUUUGUUAUAUCAUUUGUGCAACAACUGUGCUCCAUGACUUUGUUACAUGUUUCCUUUUAAAUAGUAAUAAAUCUUCACAUGGUUGUAGGUCA
Dioscorea cayenensis subsp. rotundata (Guinea yam) is the source of this 1381-nucleotide messenger RNA. Its product is annotated as probable inactive shikimate kinase like 2, chloroplastic. The transcript is spliced from 8 exons. NCBI's taxonomy places the organism in Eukaryota, Viridiplantae, Streptophyta, Magnoliopsida, Dioscoreales, Dioscoreaceae. Bases 90 to 1244 code for a protein of 384 amino acids. The record is from RefSeq and is a predicted model, not a curated record.